AUGUCAAAUAGAGAAGCAAAUGAAGAUGAGAUACUACAUGAUCCUGCAACAUAUCUGAGAUUAGUGGGAAGGUUGUUAUACCUCACUAUGACCAGACCUGAUAUAGCAUUUGUAGUACAAGGACUUAACCAAUACAAUCAUUGUCUAAAGAAAUCUCACUUAGAAGCUGCCUUAAAAGUUAUGAGAUACAUUAAGGGUACACUUGGUUUGGGAUUGUUCGUGCCUGCUCAAACCACAAAUCAGUUUUCUGCUUACUGUGACUCAUAUUGGGGUGUAUGCCUGGAAACUAGAAAAUCAAUCACCAGAUACUUAGUCAAGUUUGGUGGAGCCUUAGUGUCUUGGAAGUCAAAGAAGCAAGAGACUGUCCCCAGAAGUUCAGUUGAAGCUGAGUUUAGGAGCAUGGCUACCUGUACUGUAGAACUUACAUGGCUACUAGGAUUAUUCAGAGAGUUUGGUGUUUACAUUCAAUAG
Messenger RNA from Solanum dulcamara, 471 nucleotides. RefSeq lists its product as uncharacterized. The record is from RefSeq and is a predicted model, not a curated record. The transcript has a single exon. NCBI's taxonomy places the organism in Eukaryota, Viridiplantae, Streptophyta, Magnoliopsida, Solanales, Solanaceae. The coding region runs from base 1 to 471 and encodes 156 amino acids.